This is a messenger RNA of Hyphopichia burtonii NRRL Y-1933, 3999 nucleotides long. RefSeq lists its product as uncharacterized. NCBI's taxonomy places the organism in Eukaryota, Fungi, Ascomycota, Pichiomycetes, Serinales, Debaryomycetaceae. The record is from RefSeq and is a predicted model, not a curated record. The transcript has 2 exons. Gene Ontology annotation, molecular function: protein binding. Bases 1 to 3999 code for a protein of 1332 amino acids.
AUGAAGAUUCCGUUUCUGGAUAGAUUUUCACAGUCUAAGCCAAAUUCGAAAGACUUUUAUCAAAAUAUAAGUUCAAGACCUUAUCCCAAAUUAAUUAUUAAAUUUAUCACCUUCCUACUAACUCACCCAAAAACAAUAAUACUGGUUCCUGCCUUAUUGGUGUUUAUCCUUUCGUAUAACGUGGUUUAUGAUUUUACUGUAAAAAAAAUUAAUGGUGAGUUUGCUAACUACUUUGGUGAUUUUUCAAUAAAUCCUUUAAUUGAUCAUCAUCUAUAUAAUAAUCAGUUGUAUCAAAAUAGUCUAUCUUCAACUUUAUCAAAUAUUAAUCAUGGAGUCACUGAUUUAUCAAAUGUAUCAUUAUCUAAAGUCGUAUUAGCAAGUAACGAUCUUCACGACUUCAAUGUCUUGGGAUUUGAUUUUUUGAAUAAAACAAAUUAUUUAACUCAUAAUUUAUCGAAUUCAAUACCGAGUAAUCCCAUAAUAAUCUCCCCAAUUUCGUUAGCCAAUAUUAACUUUAAUUUAUUAUCCAACAUUACUCUAAAUGAUUUUCAAAAAUCAAAAAUUGAAAGAUAUUUUUUAAAAUAUUUAAAUUUUAAUCAAAAUAGUCAGUUCAUUUCCUUGUUUUUCGAUAACAUAUUUAAGUAUAAUCACUUUAUCGAAAAGUGUCAAUUAUUAAAUCUCUAUAUCAUUCAUGAUUCAAAUAUUGAUUUACAUCAUUACAUCCCUUCAUUAUCCUUGGAUUUCAUUAAAUUCGUUGAUUUAUCAUCCACCUCUUCAUCAUUGAGUGUAAAAGAUUUUGUUCAAUAUUAUCUCAUCCAAAAUAAUUUACAUACUUCAGCAAAAAUAUUUAUGAAAUUUGUUAAUGGUUUACAAAUUUCUGCUAUAAUUGUCUUUAUUGGCUACAUAUUUUUAUCAAUAUCAAACCAACAUAAAAUAAGAUCGAAUUUUGGUCUAGUAUUUGGUUGGUUACUAGAAAUUAUCAUAAGUGCAACUGCUUCAAUCAACUUGAUUAGCUAUAUCCAUAAUUAUAAAUCUUGGAGACUAAUAUUUGAUCCUUCAACUUUUUUCACUAAAGCUGGCUUUAUUUUUAGUAUUAUGGUUUUAAGUUCAAGAACUUUAACCAGAAUAAUUAAUGAUAUAGCAGGUGAUAACUCUUUUGAAUCAAAUAAUGAUAUCCAUAAAAGAUUGUUCAAAUUUUAUGUUGGUAUUAAUACUAUUUUAUGCUUUAAUUUAGUUGGAAUUAUGUCAAUUAAUUUCAUUGGCACUAUCCUUUUCCAAGUUUAUUUUGACGGUAAUUUCAUGCAAUAUAUAUCUAUGAGAUUAUUUAGAUUUGUGGAAGCAGUUAUUUUCGCCUUAUUUAUCGAUCAUUUUCUACAAAUGACUUAUCUUGUGGGUAUUAUAACUGUUGAUUUAAAUCGUUAUGAACUAAAAGAUUUGUUAGAUCAACAAACAAAUGAAUCAGAUGAAUCUUUGCCAAUUGCUCAUGAAGUGAACUUUUUCUCAUCACUAUUACUAAAAUUGUCCAGUCCAAUAAAUUCAAGACCUGACAGGUCUUCCAUUAGAUAUAGAUUAGGUCAAUAUUUACUCAAAGUUCGACCUUCUAGCUCAAUCACUUUCUGGUUUAUACUAUUCCCGUUAUUCCAAUUACUUCAUUUUCUAGUAAUCAUUACAAAUUGGGUAAUUCUAAUUCCGUAUAACUUGAUCAAUGAUCCAAAUUCAAUUAUUCAUAUUGGUUUCAGAAAUAUAAUUGUUAAUAAAACUGAUAUACUUUAUUACCUGGAACUAUUCUCAAUUGUUUUGCUCAUAAUAGCGAUUUCUCAAUUGAUUUUCAAAUUAGCACAUUAUAAGUAUAAUGAUGAAUUGACAAAGUUAGAUGAUGAUAAAAAAUUAAAAUCUAACUCUCGUGAAAGUUUAACAACUUCUGAUUUUGAAUUGAAUGAUGAAACUAAAUUUUUCAAAUCAAUUGAUUUGAAAAACGGUCAUGAUCUUGAUGUUUUGAAAAUCAACACUAAUUCUGUUACCUCCUUUUUAGCCUCAAUUGGCUUAGAUCAUAAAAUCUUGAUUUGGAGUCCCUUAAGUACAUCUGAUGAUUCAAAACCAAUCAAUUUAUCAUCAACAAAUAAUGAUGGUAAAGAACUUUGGCCUAUAAAUCACAUCAAUAUAAGUAACGAUGGGAACUUUAUUGUUUUGAUUAACUUCAAAUAUGGUAUGAUAAAAUGUUUUGAAAGGGACGCAUUGAAAUUCAUUUGGGAACAUAAAUUACCCAAUGAUAUACUAUCCAAAUUUAAAGAUAACAAACUAAAAAUUUUGGAAUCUUUCUUCAGAAAGAAAACUGUUCCAGGUUUUUUAACUAGAAAAAUCCUACAAAAGAAAAAAGCUUUACAAAAGAGCCAAGGUUUACUUGGUAGGAGUAGAAGAGGGAGUGAUACUUCAAUAAUUUCAUUUGGAUCCACCAUAAAUGCUAACUUCCCUCCACCGUUAGCAUCUUUGAAGAAAACACAGGAUGAUAAUAUCAGCAAAGAAAUUCAAGAGCUAGAGAAAUCUCUUAAUAAAGAAGAAUAUACUAUUGUUCUAUCCACUGGGGAAUUGAUCACUUUUUCAUGUCUGGAUGGCUCCAUGAAUACAUCAAAUAUCAUUGAAGAUAUAUACGGUGAUGCUGAAAAUCUAUUCAUCAAUUCUGCUGCAAAGAUCUCUACUUCGAGAGUCAGUGAUCGAAUUGUUUGCAAUAUAAGCAACAUUGAUAUUUGUGUGGCUACCGUCAUCAAUAAUAGCUGGAAAUUUAGAAAAUUACCAGUUCAAGAUGAUUUUUAUAACAAAGGUUUGAAAGUUGCAACCCCAUUAACAUUAUCAUUAAAUACGAUUGAUAACCAUGAGUUCAAGUCUAAAUAUGAUGAAAGGGAGCAACAAAAAACACGGCCAGAACCAGAACAAAGUACAGUAAAGGAGAAGAAGUAUCAACAAAUCAAUAGACCGGUUGUUCUUCCUAUUGAGUUUGUUGGUAUGUUUUUAAGAGUAAUUGAUUUAACGGCCCAAUUAAUUGACGCUCAAACCGGGGUAAUUUUGAAAACAUUUAAUAUUGGUCAUUUCAAGCCAUCUUCAUUGAAAGUAUCACAUUCAGAACCUACUCAUUGUAAAUUUUGUGGUUGUGCCUCAAUUCAAUCAUUCUCUAUAGUUUACGAAGAUUUUUAUGAUAAAACAAUUAUCAUUCAUAGUUUCAGGCUCAAGGCCAAGAGAUCAAAGAAUAAUAUUUGUCUUAGAGUUGAGAGAGAUCCAAGAGAAAUUAGAUGUUUGGGUUUCAAUGCAGUAACUGAAACUCAAUAUUGGUAUGAAAACAUUGAGUCGUGGGCUUUAACCGAUGUUAAUUUAAUAGUUGCCUUCAGAAGGAAGAAUCACGAUCCAAAUAGUGAUAGUGAAGAAGAUAUUGAAACUUUGGAUAACAAUUUGUCUACCGCUUCUAAACCAAAUAUUAAAAGUUUGAUAGAACAUAGUGGUUUGAGUUCAUUACGUUCUAGAAAAACCGGAUUCAGCAGUCGUGAAUUAUUUUCAAAAUCUUUCAAGUCAAUUCUGGAAGAACAUAAAAAUAAAGCGUCCAAGUCAUUGAAUGAUAUUUGGGAAAGUUUUGUUAUAACUGUUGCAAAUGGAAAAGUUAUCAAUUAUAAGAUUCCAGAACUCAGUAAGGAUAAUAGUCAAUUGAUUACCAAUAGAAUCAAUUCCAUCUCAAAGUAUGGUUUCAAAGCAGUUGCUGUCAGUUUUGGUAACCUUAUUAAGAUCCUUUAUCUUGGUAAUGAUAAAUUGAUUGAAAAUGAAUUGUAUUAUUCUGGAACUAACACCACUAUGGGUGAUGUCUUUAACGAUCGGUCUGCAAACGAGAAAUCCGACAACAAUUUAUCGGUCACCUCGAAUCCUGCUGCUACAAACAUGAACGAGUUGCUAUUCAUUAAUAAGAGGCGUAGAAUAAGAGAAAAACAUCUGAAACAUUCGACCGUAACGAAAGAAUAA